This is a messenger RNA of Penicillium alfredii, 651 nucleotides long. RefSeq lists its product as uncharacterized. The transcript has 3 exons. The record is from RefSeq and is a predicted model, not a curated record. NCBI's taxonomy places the organism in Eukaryota, Fungi, Ascomycota, Eurotiomycetes, Eurotiales, Aspergillaceae. The coding region runs from base 1 to 651 and encodes 216 amino acids.
AUGCCUGCCGCCUACAAGCGCCUCGAUGUCGACAAUUGUGUCUUUCUCUUCGUUGACCACCAGGCAAGUAAUCUACUCUUAUCUUCGGGCCUGAUCCAGCUGGUUCAUGAUUUCGAGCCUAAUCAAUUUCACACCAACGUCCUCGGGCUGGCCAAGAUGGCUCAGUACUACAAUGCCCCCGCGAUUCUCACGUCCUCGUUUGAGACAGGCCCAAAUGGUCCAAUUGUCAAGGAGAUCCCUGAAACUCUUCCGAAAGCCCCGAUCAUCCGACGCCCCGGUCAGAUCAACGCCAUGGACAACGAGGACUUUGCAGCCGCAGUCACGGCAACGGGCAAGCAGCAGGUGAUCAUCAGUGGCGUUUUGACCGAGAUCUGUGUUGCUUUCCCUGCUCUCACUUUGAUCGAGAAAGGGUACGAUGUGUUCGUUGUCACCGAUGCGUCGGGCACUUUUGCCGAGCAUACGCGAGAAGCGGCGCAUAAACGAAUGGUUCAGGCGGGGUGCCAGUUGCUGAACUGGGCGGCUGUUUCGGCAGAAUUGCAGAGGGAUUGGCGCCGCGAUGUGGCUGGAUACAGCAAGAUUUGGACGAACCAUGUUCCCGGUUAUUGGUGUUUGCUGCAGAGCUACCAAGCCAAGGAGGCGGCACAAAAAUAG